Molecule: messenger RNA, 4260 nt
Organism: Aspergillus chevalieri
Lineage: Eukaryota; Fungi; Ascomycota; Eurotiomycetes; Eurotiales; Aspergillaceae
Exons: 3
Coding region: 1-4260 (1419 amino acids)
Biological process (GO): double-strand break repair via homologous recombination
Cellular component (GO): chromosome; cytoplasm
Molecular function (GO): four-way junction helicase activity; nucleic acid binding; ATP binding
Source: RefSeq, a predicted model, not a curated record
AUGGGCCAGUUGGCCCGGCGGAGCCAGCAGACCGUGCAGCGGUGUGGAACCGGCAUUUGUAUGGAGGCGGCCCGGACCGAGGCCGGACAGACCCCAUACCGGCCGCUCCAGGCGUACAUGGAUGAAACCAGUGUCCAGAAGCAUGUGCAGGCGUGGCAGCAAGUGUUGGGCUUCAUUGCACGCACACAGGCCACCCAGGCCGGACAGGGCAUGCAGGAGUGGUGUGGCCCACUGCCCGUGUAUGGGAUGACCGCGCGGCAGCAGCGGAAGUGGCAGACGUUGUGGCAGCUUGCCAUGCCCACCAUGGUGAGGCCCCAACAGGCGCCCCAUCGAGCCCGGGCUCGGGCGGUCCAUAUGUUCCCCGGGGCCGGUCGGAUCCUAGAGCAGGGUGGGAACCCCGGCAGUUAUCGGGCCACAGAGGGGCGUGGGGUGAGCCCCGGAGAUCAGCCCACAGCCGGGCAUGGGGUGAGCCCCGAGCAUGUGGAAGAAGCAGAGGAGACUGGCAAUGCAGGCAGCACCGAGCCGGCAUGGAUGAUGAGCCCAAUGGAGCGUGCCUGCUUGGAGUUUUGCAUUGAGCUGCUCAACCAGCGCCACCGUGCCCAUGAAUAUGAAAGCCCCCUUCUUGCGCGGUUCAUGGUGGUGCAGAAGGCACUGUGGUUGGAUCCCCAUGUGGGGGACAUUAUUCAGAUGUGGCAGGCACAGGCUAGCACGGCGAAUGGCACAGUGAAUGGCACAGUGAAUGGCACAGUGAAUGGCACAGUGAAUGGCACAGUGAAUGGCACAGUGAAUGGCACAGUGAAUGGCACAGUGAAUGGCACAGUGAAUGGCACAGUGAAUGGCACAGUGAAUGGCACAGUGAAUGGCACAGUGAAUGGCACAGUGAAUGGCAUGGUGAAUGGCACUCCAAAUGGCACUCCGAAUGGCACUCCGAAUGGCACUCCGAAUGGCACUCCAAAUGGCACACCGGCUAGCCCAAUAGCAUGGCCGUUGGCCAGUGCAGAUGCCCAACUGGCCGAUAUCGAUGAGGGCUGUGAUAGUGCCAGUCCCACACGCCACACCCCCACCACGGUGCACGAUCGCCCGUCAUUUCAUGACCAUGUGCAGCAGAUGGUCAGCCGCUUCAUGAUCCGUGGCACCCAUGGGCCCAUGCAGACAUUGCUCGACUGGCGCACAUAUGGGUUGAAGAUCCAUUACAAUAGCACGGCGCCGGGCCAUGUGGCGUGGAUGGGAGCCGAUGAGCUGUUGUACAAGGAUCUGCAUUUCACGAUGGGUGAAUUCCGUGGGUUCAUCCACGGGUUGGUUGGGGCCACACGGGAGCUGCUGUGUGAACUAUUAUGUAUUGCCGAUGGUUCCAGCAGCGCCCACACCCCAAGCACCAUGCCGCUGCCCGCCAUCCCGUGGCAGGGCUUGUAUGAUGAUCCCACCCAGGGGCACCCGGGCUGGAACUUUUUGCAUGAUCGCCGGACCCGGUGGCCCGUGGAUGGCCGGUGGUGGAUGAUCCAGCGGCUGCGCACAGAGCGCCCCGUGCAGCAGCAAUUCAUGCGCCGGGGGGCGAUCCACGGCCCAUUGGUGGCACAGUAUCUGGCCCGGGUGGCCCGGUUCAAGGAGAAACUGGCCGUGGCCAUCCAUAUAACGGCAGGGCAGCCGGCACGGGCCCCCGAGCUGCUCAGUGUGCAGUAUGUCAACACGCCGAACAACCAAUUCCGCAAUGUGUUCAUUGAGGAUGGGAUGGUGACACUGGUGACUCCAUACCACAAGGGCUUCCAUGCGAGCAACGACAGCAAGCUGAUCCACCGGUAUGUGCCACGGGCGGUCGGGGAGUUGGUGGUGUGGUAUAUGUGGCUGGCGAUGCCAUUCAUUGACCAGUUGACAGCGUGGCAGGCCGGCACUGCGCAUGGCACGGUGAAUGGCACGGUGAAUGGUACAGUGAAUGGCAUGUCGAAUGGCACAUCGAACGGCACAUCAAACGGCACAGCGAAUGGCAUAUCAAACGGCACACUGAAUGGCACAUCGAACAGCACAUUGAACGGCACAUCGAACGGCACAUCGAAUGGCACAUCAAACGGCACACUGAAUGGCACAUCGAACAGCACAUUGAACGGCACAUGGAAUGGCACACCGAAUGGUACGGUGAAUGGCAUGUCGAAUGGUAGACUGAACGGCACAUCAAACAGCACAUCGAACGGCACACCGAUUGGCACACCGAUUGGCACACAGGCCGGCACAUCAAAUGCCAUGUCGAAUGGCACAACGAUUGGCACAUCGAACGGCACAUCGAAUGGCACAUUGAACGGCACAGCGAACGGCACAUCAAACAGCACACUGAAUGGCACAUUGAACAGCACAUUGAACGGCACAUGGAAUGGCACACCGAAUGGUACGGUGAAUGGCACAUUGAAUGGCACACUGAAUGGCACGGCGAAUGGCACACGAGCCGGCACGGUCGAUGGCACAUCAAACAGCACAUUGAACGGCACAUGGAAUGGCACACGAGCCGGCACGGUCAAUGGCACACUGAAUGGCACGGCGAACGGCACACUGAAUGGCUCAUUGAUUGGCACGUCGAACGGCACACCGGCAUGGCAGCCCCCCAGCCCAUAUUUAUGGGGCCCCGACCCGGGCAUGCAGCGGCCAUGGACCCCUGAGCGAUUCCGGGAGGUGUUGAAGCGGGAGACCCAGGCCCGGCUCGGCCAGGCAUUGAAUAUUCCGGCGUACCGGGACAUUGCCAUUGGCAUCAGCCGGCGGUUCCUGCGGGCAUCCAGCACAUUCACCAGUGACCGCCAGGAUGAAAUGGAGCAGGCAGCGGCAUUGGAUGCUGACUGUGAGGAUGGCAUGGAUGCGGACCAGUGGAUGGCGCAUAUGACGGAUUUACAGGCGGGCCAUUCAUCACACGUGGCGGGGAUGGUAUAUGGGCGGCAGCUGAUGGAGCAGGCAGGCACAACAAGCCACCGGCGGGCGAUGUUCCGGCAGUCCAGUGUGGAUUGGCACCAGUUUCUGGGGUUCGGCUGCGGCACGGGGGUUCCAGGAGAUGUCCAUGCCGACAUUGAUGCCGGUGGGCUUCGGGCUGGCUUGGUGGAUGAAGGCAGCUGUCCAAGCCGCCGUCCCGGUCAGGAACAGGUUAGGGCUUGCUUGGUGGAUGAUCCCGGUCAGGAACGGGUUAGGGCUCGCUUGGUGAAUGAUCCAAGUCAGCAAGGGGUUAGGGCUCGCUUGGUGAAUGAUCCCGGUCAGGAACGGGUUAGGGCGCGCUUGGUGAAUGAUCCAAGUCAGCAAGGGGUUAGGGCUCGCUUGGUGGAUGAUCCCGGUCAGGAACGGGUUAGGGCUCGCUUGGUGAGUGAUCCCAGUCAGGAAGGGGUUAGGGCUCGCUUGGUGGAUGAAGGCAACCGUCCAAUUCACCAUCCCGGUCAGGAACGGGUUAGGGCUUGCUUGGUGAAUGAUCCCGGUCAGGAACGCGUUAGGGCUCGCCCCGUGCUCGGGAAACGCAAGCGGGCCCCAUGGCAGGUGGAGGCUGAGGAGCACCACAUGGAGCGGCGCCACCAGCUGCAGACCAUGGACAUGGCCGCUGCGCUGCAGCAGAUGACCGGUCAGGCCGGCAUGCAGUUCCAGGGCAUCCAGGCACCCGCCAUGGCGGCGAUCCAGCAGGGCAAGAGCCCCGUGGUGGCAGUCAUGCCCACCGGCGGUGGGAAAAGCAUGUUAUUCAUGUUGCCCGCGUGGGCCGUCCCCGGGGGCACCACCAUUGUGGUGGUGCCAUUGAUCUCGCUGCGGCAGGAUAUGCAGCAGCGGUGCCGGCGGCUAGGCAUCCCAUGUAUGGCAUGGGACCGGCAGCAGCCAUGUGAUGAAGCAGCCAUUGUGCUGGUCACACCGGAAUCGGCUGUCACCCCCGAUUUCCAUUCAUUCAUCAACCGGUUGGUGGUGAUGCAGCGGCUGGACCGGGUGGUGAUUGAUGAAUGCCAUGUCAUUAUGAACCAGCAGAAGAACUUCCGGUCCGCCAUGGCACAGCUUGGGAAGCUCGUUCGGGCCCGUACACAGAUGGAUCAGAUCGAUAUAUAUCGGGCCCGCACGAGCCGCGGCAAUGUGGCAUAUGGGGUGUGGCGGCCACCGAUUCCACACACUGCACCACAUGGAUAUGGAUGGGAGCAGGAUGCCCGGAUUAUUCAGUUCCUGCAGGCGCAGCUCCAGUGGGCCCGGGCCCGGGGGGAAGAUGGUGAUAUAUGCCAACCGGGUCCACCAGGUGCAGGCGAUGGCGGCGGUAUUGGGAUGUGA